Ochotona princeps (American pika) is the source of this 850-nucleotide messenger RNA. RefSeq names its product unc-50 inner nuclear membrane RNA binding protein (gene UNC50). The coding region runs from base 9 to 788 and encodes 259 amino acids. NCBI's taxonomy places the organism in Eukaryota, Metazoa, Chordata, Mammalia, Lagomorpha, Ochotonidae. The record is from RefSeq and is a predicted model, not a curated record. The transcript is spliced from 5 exons. Gene Ontology annotation, cellular component: Golgi membrane.
GUUGGAAAAUGUUACCAAACACCUUAGUGACUGCGUCAGCCCAUGGCAACGGAGUCCUGAAUUCCAGGGAUGCAGCAAGACACACGGCCGGGGCCAAGCGCUAUAAGUACCUGCGACGGCUCUUCCGCUUCCGGCAGAUGGACUUUGAGUUUGCAGCCUGGCAGAUGCUCUACCUGUUCACCUCCCCACAGAGGGUUUACAGGAACUUUCACUACCGGAAGCAGACCAAGGACCAGUGGGCCAGAGAUGACCCCGCCUUCCUGGUCCUGCUUAGCAUCUGGCUCUGUGUGUCCACUAUAGGAUUUGGCUUUGUACUGGACAUGGGAUUUCUUGAAACAAUAAAGCUUCUCCUUUGGGUUGUAUUCAUAGAUUGUGUAGGUGUCGGUCUGCUAAUAGCAACUUUAAUGUGGUUCAUCUCUAACAAGUACCUAGUGAAACGACAGAGCAGAGAGUAUGAUGUGGAGUGGGGCUACGCCUUUGAUGUGCACCUGAAUGCUUUUUAUCCCCUCUUAGUCAUUCUGCAUUUCAUCCAGCUUUUUUUCAUCAACCAUGUCAUCCUAACAGACACGUUUAUUGGAUAUUUAGUUGGAAAUACCUUAUGGUUGAUUGCAGUUGGCUAUUAUAUCUAUGUAACCUUCCUAGGUUAUAGUGCACUGCCAUUUUUGAAGAGUACAGUAGUUCUUCUCUACCCAUUUGCACCUCUCAUUCUGCUCUAUGCGCUGUCCCUAGCACUGGGAUGGAACUUCACACACACCCUCUGUUCUUUCUACAAGUACAGGGUGAAAUGACAGUGUUGGCGUAGUGACGACUUCUUGUAAAAUCUGUAAAUAAAUCAUCUUUGUAGAUAACU